UCUCAUUGACUUUUGCCAGCGAAACACAAACCCGGGCAACGCGACGGGAGAUCUGACCCAACAACACGCAUCUGCUGAGUAUGUCGGGUAAAGUGCAGUCAGCGAGACAGAGACAGGCCAAUGAGGCAUUCGCCAAGAAAGAGGCGAGCAAGCGCGGCAAGGCGCCAGAGCAGGUCCUGAAACAGGCCACAAAGAAGGAAGUCGUCAAGCGCUCUACCGCACAAAAGGUCACAAUUGGUAUUGUGGGAACGCUCAUCUUUGGUGGCUUCAUCUACGAGUUCCUCAAGCUGUUUCUCUAAAUAUAAGGCCGUAAGAAGCCUGGAAAUACAUCCUUCAUCUGGCCAACUUGACACUAAGUCCAAGACUGGUCAACAGGAGCUAGCCUUC
Molecule: messenger RNA, 387 nt
Organism: Protomyces lactucae-debilis
Lineage: Eukaryota; Fungi; Ascomycota; Taphrinomycetes; Taphrinales; Protomycetaceae
Exons: 2
Coding region: 81-299 (72 amino acids)
Source: RefSeq, a predicted model, not a curated record